AUGACAGAGACAGGAAACCUCACUGUUCUCUCCAGCUUCAUCCUCUUGGGUUUCUCUGAUGCCCCAGAGCUACAAACCACCAUCUUCAGUGUCUUCUUAUCCCUCUAUGUUUUAAUGGUGCUGGGGAACCUGACGAUGAUCCUGCUGAUCAACACUGACCCCCACCUCCACAUCCCCAUGUACUUCUUCCUGAGCCACUUAUCUUGCAUAGAUUUUUGCCUUUCCUCUGCUAUCAUCCCAAAAGCUCUGGAGACCUUCCUGCUGGGGAGAAGCCACAUCUCCUUUUGGGGCUGCUUUGCCCAGAUGUAUAUUUUUGUGGCUCUGGGUAUCUGUGAGUGCUUCCUCCUUGGGGUAAUGGCUUAUGACCGAUACACGGCUGUGUGCAAGCCCCUGCUCUACACCACUGCCAUGACCAGGGCACGUUGCUAUGGCAUGAUGGUGCUGGUGUACACCAUCGGGUUCCUCACCUCCCUGGUGCACAUCACGCUGGCGGGGAGGUUGUCCUUCUGUCAGGCCAGGAGCAUCAACCACUUCUUCUGCGAGCUGCCCACCCUCCUGCAGCUCUCCUGCUCAGACACAAGCACAAAUGAGGUCUUCCAGGUUUACCACGCUGUGUUAAACACCGUGGGCCCUCUCCUGAUGAUCCUGGUGUCCUACACCUACAUCCUCCGCACCGUCCUGCAGAUCCCUUUGGCCACGAGGAGGCUGAAGGUCUUCUCUACCUGCACCUCCCACUUGGCUGCCAUCACCAUCUUCUACGCACCCGGGAUCCUCACCUACAUCCAGCCUCAUGAGGCAUCCUCAUGGGAUCAGGGAAAGCUGGUGUCGGUGUGUUACUGCAUCCUCACCCCAACCCUCAACCCCCUCAUCUACAGCCUGAGGAACAAGGAGGUGAAGGGGGCUCUGAGGAGGCUGUGGGAGCGAAAGCUGGGGUGUAUUUCACUGAUUCCUUUCAUUUCAAUCCAAUUUGAAAUGAUGGACACAGGAAACCUCACUGUUCUCUCCAGCUUCAUCCUCUUGGGUUUCUCUGAUGCCCCAGAGCUGCAAACCACCAUCUUCAGUGUCUUCUUAUCCCUCUAUGUUUUAAUGGUGCUGGGGAACCUGACGAUGAUCCUGCUGAUCAACACUGACCCCCACCUCCACAUCCCCAUGUACUUCUUCCUGAGCCACUUAUCUUGCAUAGAUUUUUGCCUUUCCUCCUCCAUCAUCCCAAAAGCUCUGGAGACCUUCCUGCUGGGGAGAAGCCACAUCUCCUUUUGGGGCUGCUUUGCCCAGAUGUAUAUUUUCCUGGCUCUGCUUGUCUGUGAGAGCUUUCUCUAUGGGGUAAUGGCUUACGACCGAUACACGGCUGUGUGCAAGCCCCUGCUCUACACCACUGCCAUGACCAGGGCACGUUGCUAUGGCAUGAUGGUGCUGGUGUACACCAUCGGGUUCCUCACCUCCCUGGUGCACAUCACGCUGGCGGGGAGGUUGUCCUUCUGUCAGGCCAGGAGCAUCAACCACUUCUUCUGCGAGCUGCCCACCCUCCUGCAGCUCUCCUGCUCAGACACAAGCACAAAUGAGGUCUUGCAGGUUUGCAACACUGUGUUUAAUGCCAUGGUCUCCCUCCUGAUGAUCCUGGUGUCCUACACCUACAUCCUCCGCACCGUCCUGCAGAUCCCUUUGGCCACGAGGAGGCUGAAGGUCUUCUCUACCUGCACCUCCCACUUGGCUGCCAUCACCAUCUUCUACGCACCCGGGAUCCUCACCUACAUCCAGCCUCAUGAGGCAUCCUCAUGGGAUCAGGGAAAGCUGGUGUCGGUGUGUUACUGCAUCCUCACCCCAGCCCUCAACCCCCUCAUCUACACAAGUGCAGGGUAUGGAGAACCAGCACAACGAAUGGUUCUCUUCAAACAGGUUCAGGUGGUUUUAAGCGAGGCCUGA
Molecule: messenger RNA, 1923 nt
Organism: Pezoporus flaviventris
Lineage: Eukaryota; Metazoa; Chordata; Aves; Psittaciformes; Psittacidae
Exons: 3
Coding region: 1-1923 (640 amino acids)
Biological process (GO): sensory perception of smell; G protein-coupled receptor signaling pathway
Cellular component (GO): membrane
Molecular function (GO): odorant binding; olfactory receptor activity; G protein-coupled receptor activity
Source: RefSeq, a predicted model, not a curated record